Molecule: messenger RNA, 2518 nt
Organism: Ctenocephalides felis (cat flea)
Lineage: Eukaryota; Metazoa; Arthropoda; Insecta; Siphonaptera; Pulicidae
Exons: 9
Coding region: 112-2394 (760 amino acids)
Source: RefSeq, a predicted model, not a curated record
AUGCAUGUGUGUAUAUUUUAUAUAUACAUAUGUGCGUUUUUAACAAUAAUGCAGUUUUAUAAUCAGUGUCAACAUAACCUAAAUUAUUUUGCCAUGGAUGCAUUAAAUUAAAUGAGAAUAUCAAAUAUUUCUAUGAUGAGUUAUGUAGGUACAUCAUUCCCAUUGAUUGCUAUAGCAGUGUCUUUAUGUUUUGUUCUGGUUAUAAGUUUGUGUUUGUGCGGUUGCAGAAAACAGAAGCAAAAAAAUGAUUUUUUGGGCUUAACUGGAAUGGUUAAGAUCACUAAUCCUGAUGAAGUACUAAAUCAAGAUACGCUUUUAGGAUCAACACCACCAAAUACUACAUUAACAGAAGAUCAAACAAAAAGAUUGAAGAUCAAUGCGAAUCCACACAGAAGUCUUCCAGACAUUCCAAUAUGUUCCGAAAGUAAUGCACAGCAUGCUACUUCAGAGGUGCCUGAAGUCGUGACUGAAUUAUAUGCAACUGUGGGUGAUAAAGUGUUCCUGGAAUCUGGAUCUACACUGAGACCGGAGGUACAGAGUAGUUCUAAUAGAAACACAACUCAUCACAAUCUUGACCAUCAACAAGAUGAUGCAACAUCCUCCUAUGCAACUGUUUCAAAUUUUGAACAUCCAUAUAAUAGGGUACAAAUUCCUGAUCAUCCAUAUGCCCAAGUACAGAAUUCACGAGCUAAAACCGCAUCGAUGAGUUCAGCCAUUAUCAUAGCAUCUAGUGUUCAAAAUAAUAAUAAUGAUACAAUGCCAAAUCACAGUGCAGCUGAUGAUGAUCAUAUAGUUGAUAUACCUGCUGCACCGGCUAUUGCUGGAAGAGUAUCAGCAAAUCAAGAACUGCCAUACAUGACUCCACCUAUUCAAGCUAAUCAUUUUAGUGGUGAUUCCCAAGAUUCAUCAAAGGGAUAUACAAGCAUCAGUGUGAGGGAACCUCUUGUCAACAUUCUAGUUCAUGCUAAUCAAAAUCCAUCAAGAUCAAAUCAAGAACUAAUUGAUUCACAUUAUACUACUGUUUCUGAUGAUUCAGAUGAAAUGUAUGCUGCUAUUGAAGAACAACCAUUUUCUUCACCAUUUGAAGUUUAUACUAGUGUCUCUGAAACAUAUGCACAAAUUCAUCCUCCUACUAAUGAUAAUAUAGUAAACGAUCAGCCAGUUCCGUCAGCACAUGUAUCAAUUAUAAAGCCGGAAGUAUCUCUGAAUAAUAAUUUGCCUGAAGUGAAAGAUGCAGGAGGAAGUACCGUACCAAAUUGCAGUAACACUACACAAGUUCUGCAACUUCACACUAGACAAGAUUCUUCUUCAAGCUGUGUAUCAUCUGUUGGAAAUUUAGAGUCUCCCAAACCAAUGAAACGUCAGGCAAAUUCACCAUUACCUCUUCCACCCUCCAACCCCUUACAUUUUGUAAUGAACAAGCAAAUGAGUUAUAAUGAUAAUAAUAAAACAGAUUUUUAUAAUAACCAGGAUCCAGUAUCUAUAGUAGAAACUAUUUCUCAAAGUGAAUCUGAUGUAUUAGUUAAUGGUAAUGUUAAUUCCACCAUGAGUCCAUUGGAAUCAUUAGGAGAUAGCACGAAUCAAAAUUUGAAACUAUCGAAUUUAAUUUUAUCUGAUGAAUCUGAAAUUACAGGGCCUAUUACAGAUUUAGAAGGAAUGUAUGCCAAGGUGGUUAAGAAACAUAAGCUGAUGUUGUUAAAAAAUGAUGAAAAACUAGAUAAUCUGAAUAAUAGAACUGAUACUAAUUUAGUGUUUGAUAAUGAAGUAGAUGAAUCUGUAUCUAACAAAGUUCAUGGUUCCAGUUCAAACUUACUGCCACAAAUAAUAUUAAAUAAAAGUAGAAAUAGUGAGACAAAAUCUAUUAAUAAUCUUAGACUUUCUAGUGAAGAGAAAGAUCCCGGUUAUGAAACUAUAUGUGAUAAAAAAAAAUUACAAGAUACAAACUCUUGUAUAAAAAAUAUUAAUGAUAGUAUUUAUAGAGAAAAUUAUAAUACCGUACCAGAGAUUCUACAAUCUUUUAAAUCAAAUAUAUCUUCCGAGAUUAGUCAAAACAUAAGUGAUAGUUGCCUCGAUGGUGAUCCAAAUUAUGAAGAGUUAAAUUUGCCAGGAAUUAUUAAAUCUGAUAUUGAUGCAUAUUCUACAGUACCUGACCUGACUAGUAUUAAUGAUUCAAGUAAUCAAAUUCAAAAUGAGAUUAAAUGUGAAUUGGAGCAUAAUUAUGAAUCAGUGACACAAUGCAAUUUAGCAUCUGAUAAUGAAACAAACUAUGAUUCUAUUAAAAGUAUUAACACACCUAAUUCUGUGCAUGGCACACUUAGUACAUAUCAGUGUGAAAAAACUCAGCCUUCUAAGAAAAUCUACUCGGAUGCAGUCGAUGAUUAUUUCCAAGUUUAAUUGUUAAUGCAUUUAUUUAAGGUACGUUUACGAUGAAAUGACUUAUGAAGCUGGUUGUAAGUUUUGCUUUCAACUUGGCUAGUCUUCUGAUGUAGCAGUGGAAUAAUAUUUCUUAAUGAUAACA